GGUUAUUUUUCCUUUCGAUUCCAAUCGUGCAAUUUAAUAUCUACUUUCUUAGGUAAUUGAUGUCUAUACUGGAGCAAAUGGUUUGCUUGCUGGUGGAAGUCCAGUUAGACCAUGGUUAUUCAUAGACUCUUCUACAAUUGACCCUCAAACUUCAAGAAAAGUAUCUGCAGCUGUCUCUGAUUGCUUUUUGAAAGAGAAGUUAGACGGCCAACAGGCUCCUUCCAUGCUUGAUGCUCCCGUGUCUGGUGGUGUUGUUGCUGCAGAGACUGGAAGUCUUACUUUCAUGGUAUCUAUAUUUUUUCUUUUAAGUAAAUGAAGUUUUUUUUGAAAAGGUAGUAAUUGAAGUGAAAUGGUGCAGAAAAUUUUCUGUUGUGAAUACUGGUGUGUUUUAAAUGAAAAAGCUUUUCCUGAUAUGCAUUCCAAGUCAAUUAACACCUUUAUAAAGCAGAAAAAUUUUAUAAACCAGAAAAAUUGGUUCACUCUUCUUCUAAUUGAUUAAAUGAUGCUGGUUUAUAGCCAUUGUAUCUCAGCAUGAAAUCUAAUUUAAGUGGAGUGAAAUUAAAUUUCUUCAUGAACAAAGAAACUAUUCUCUGAAAACUACGGAAUACAAAGUCCCAAUGUUCAUAAGGUGCAUAUGAAAAAGUAUUGCAGCUCUUUAAACAUAUUCCUUGUUGUCGUGUUUACACAUACAAUCAAAUUAAGUUGUUGAAAAUGACUGGUUUGUUGCUAUAACAUCUCAUUUUCUGCUAACAGGGGUUUCCCUGUAGGCCUGCACCUCUCUCAUUUCUCAUAUAAGAAUGGGUUUGGUAUUAGAUGUCUGACCUAGUAAUGGUUGCCCCAUCUCAACUCAAGCGAGUUUUCAUAGUUUAUACGGAUUAGGAAAUAAUAUGAUGUUCAGGUUGGUGGCUCGGAAGAAGCUUACAUGGCUGCAAAACCCUUGUUUCUAUCAAUGGGGAAAAACACAAUUUAUUGUGGUGGACCUGGAAAUGGUUCGGUAUGUGCGUAUACUGUAUUCAACGUUGAUAUAUUAUUUACUACUCCUUCCGUUCGAAAAAGAACAUCUCAGUUCACUAUUUAAAAAUCACGAGAACUUUUGUUUAUUUGUGCGUUUUCAUUGAUUAUUUGACAAAUUAAAAUAUUCUUGUCACCUCUUGUUUUGUAGAACUUUUGACGUAUUUUUAAAAUAUGUAAGUUUUAUUUUUAUUUCUAUACCAAUCUCUAAAUAAAAUGAAUUGAAAAAGCUUGAAAUUUCACUUCGUUUGACGUAAUGUGAUGUUCUUUUUGGGACAGAUGGAGUAUAUGAUUCUGUGGAACUGAAUUCCUGCAUGCUUGUUAAUUUAUACCAGACAACCAGUUAUGUUGUCAAAGCUACCUGUUGGAACUUCCAGAUGGCCUUUCCUUUACUUCUCAUCUUUCUCAAUGAUUUAAAGCAACUUCAUUGAAUCUAAUCAGUGCCCUUUACACAGCAAUUAUUCCUGAUCAAAAAUCUCUUUUGGAACUUUUCUCAGACAGCAAAGAUCUGUAACAAUUUGGCAAUGGCUGUCAGUAUGCUUGGGGUAUCCGAAGCACUUUCCCUUGGGCAGUCACUAGGAAUCACAUCAAGUACACUUACACAAGUGUUUAAUUCUUCCAGCGCUCGCUGUUGGAGCAGGUAUUAAUUGCAACCUAUUUCCUCACCAAGCAUGGAAAUGUAGAGAGGCUGUUCCCAAGUAGAGCUCCACCAACCGUGACAUGUAGUAAUUAAAACUAGUAAAAAAACAGCAAUACGAAUUCAAAACUAGUGACUAAAAACAUAUCAAAAUGUAAAAUGUCAGAAAAAACCAACCACAUGUUGGACAAAAUGAAUGAAAUAUCUUCUGGAGGUAUUGUGCUCCAAUCAUAGGAAGACACGGACGGAAGUGUUAUUUGGAUGGGAAAAUAUUUCAGGCACCUCGGCAUUUUCUGCCAAAUGGAUGCCUAAAUUUCUUCCAAUCGCAUUAUUUAUUUCUUAGUAUGGAUUGUGACAUUGUCUUGCAUUUAUGAGAAUGCAAAUGACAGCGACACAUAUAAUCCUGUUCCUGGUGUAAUGGAUGGAGUGCCCUCUUCAAGGAAUUAUGAAGGAGGUUUUAUGUCGAAGUUGAUGCUUAAAGAUCUAAACCUUGCUCAGACAUCAAUUAAAAGUGUUGGACUCAAUUGCCCCUUGGCAUCACAAGCAGCGGAGAUAUAUGCAAAGCUAUGCAGUGAUGGUUAUGAGAACGAAGACUUCUCGUGUGUUUUCCGUUAUUAUUACUCUGGAAAGGAUGAGCAUCUAAACUAGAGAUCUUCUUGCAUCAUUGGAUCUUGAAAGCCGGAAAUUGUUCAUCAAGUAAGCCUUUUUCAUUUUUAUAUUCACCAUAUGUAAUGCACUGACUAUUGUAGACUGCUCUCUGUAAAUUUUCUGUAUCCAUACUUUUUAAUUUAUCAAUGAACUAAGAAUAUAUUGGUCUGGUUUCUCUAUAGCACAUCAUAAUCCCAUGUAAUUCAAUAACUCUUUGGGAGAAGU
Messenger RNA from Cuscuta campestris, 2521 nucleotides. Lineage: Eukaryota; Viridiplantae; Streptophyta; Magnoliopsida; Solanales; Convolvulaceae. The record is from the annotation of a GenBank genome assembly.